UUGGCGGCGGGCGGCAUGGAGGCGAUGAUCACGAUGAACAAGGCCAAGGCCAAGGGGAAGAGGCGGCGGGAGGCGGACGCCGAGCCCGAGGCCCCGCAGCCUGAGCCUGAGCCGCAGCCGGCGGCCCCGGAGCCCCAGUUCCCGCCCAACUUCAACGUGUCCGAGAUCAAGAACAAGCAGCGGCGACAACUGAUGUAUCAGAGGUGGAGGCGGCUCCAGCGCAAGGAACAACUGGCGUCCAAAAAGAAGCGGCAGAAGGAGAGAGUGGCGCUUGGAGACAAGGCUCCGCCAAAAGCAGUCCCGAAGACGAUCGAGAACCAGCGGGUUUACGAUGAAACAGUGGUGGAUCCAAACGACGAGGAGGUGGCUUUCGAUGAAGCGACUGAUGAGUUUUCGUCCUACUUCAGUCGAGAGACGACCCCUAUGAUUCUCAUCACCACGUCUGAUAGACCUCGAGGGAAAACAGUGAGGCUGUGUGAGCAGAUGUCAAAGGUGAUCCCAAAUUCACACGUGUACUACCGCAGAGGCCUGGCUCUGAAGAAGAUCAUUCCACAGUGCAUGGCCAGAGGUUUCACCGACCUGCUUGUCAUCAAUGAAAAUCGGAAAGUACCAAAUGGAUUAAUAGUUAGCCAUCUUCCCAAUGGACCUACAGCGCAUUUCAAGAUGUCUAAUGCCCGCCUGGCCAAAGAACUUAAGAGGAGAGGGAAGGAGCCGACAAAACAUUCUCCGGAGGUGAUCCUUAAUAACUUCUCCACUCGGCUGGGCCACAGCAUUGGCAGAAUGUUUGCCUCACUGUUCCCCUACAAUCCCCACUUCCUGGGGCGGCAGGUGGCGACUUUCCACAACCAGCGGGACUACAUCUUCUUCCGAUUCCACAGGUAUAUAUUUCGGAAUGAAAAGAAAGUUGGUCUUCAGGAGCUUGGGCCUCGUUUCACUCUGAAACUUCGAUCUUUGCAGAAAGGGACAUUUGAUUCAAAGUACGGAGAAUAUGAAUGGGUCCACAAGCGUCACGAGAUGGACUCAAGCCGUAGGAAGUUCCAUCUGUAGGGUGGAACACAUUGGGACGGGACACUGCCGUGAGACAGCAACCGUUGUCACAUCUUUGUGUAUUGUUGCACAGCCUGAAGACCAACAAAACAGUCCUCACCGUCUCCGUACAGAGCCGGGGCUGAAAGAAUGUGUCACGAAUGUUAGAUUGCUGAAAUUAUCUUCUCAAAACUGGAUGUUUCUUUCUGGAGUGUACUCGCUGUCCGAAGGUAAAGGGUACUUGAGCAAGAAACAAAGUUCUGGAGGAACUCAGCAUGUCAGGCAGCAUCUGCGGAGGGAAAUCUGUGGACGGGUGACGUUUUGGUCGGGACCCUUCUUCAGGCUGGCAAAGGGUCCCAAUCUGAAGCGUCAUCUGUCCAGCUCAGGUUAGUUUAUUGUCACGUGUACCAAGUUACAGUGAGAAGCUUUUUGUUGCGUGCUAACCAGCCAGCAGAAAGACCAUUCCCUCAAUAGAUGCUGCCUGACUCGCUGAGUUCCUCCAGCACUUUGUUUUUUACUCAAGAUUCCAGCAUCUGCAGUCUCUUGUGUCUCCCCAUAAAGGAUACCUUAUAAAUACUGUUUGUAAAAGGAUUAUAGUUUUGUCAAUUAAAUCAUUCAUUUAAAUGUGCCCA
This is a messenger RNA of Leucoraja erinaceus (little skate), 1658 nucleotides long. RefSeq names its product ribosome production factor 1 homolog (gene rpf1). Lineage: Eukaryota; Metazoa; Chordata; Chondrichthyes; Rajiformes; Rajidae. Gene Ontology annotation, biological process: maturation of 5.8S rRNA; maturation of LSU-rRNA. The record is from RefSeq and is a predicted model, not a curated record. Gene Ontology annotation, molecular function: rRNA primary transcript binding. Gene Ontology annotation, cellular component: nucleolus; preribosome, large subunit precursor. The transcript is spliced from 9 exons. The coding region runs from base 16 to 1047 and encodes 343 amino acids.